AUGGAAAGAGAUCCUAUCACCGACCAGGUCUUCAAAGAUCGGGUCCGCCAGUUCAGCGAAUUCUUGGAUCCAAAUGAUGAAGACCAGCGAAGCUAUACUGAUUCGAUUAAGUUGAUGCUUAAUCGUGGCCAGCGACGCUUACAGGUUAAUCUUGACGAGAUACGCAACCACAAUAGGGAGCUUGCGGAUGGGUUAUUGAAUACCCCGUUUGAUUAUUUGCCGACACUGGAUCGGGCUUUGACGGAGGUUGCUUCGACUUUGAGGGAUCGGGCGAGACACGAGGAGAUUACCGAUGAUACGCUUUUCUACUGUGCCUUGACUGGCAGUUUUGGGGAGUAUGCGGUCAAUCCUAGGACUUUGAGUUCGAAGCAUUUGAAUCAUAUGAUUUCGUUGGAGGGGAUCGUCACUCGGUGUUCCCUGGUGAGACCGAAGGUGGUCAAGAGUGUGCACUACAAUGAGAACAAGAAGGUGUUUGUCGGGCGUACAUACAAAGAUCAGACCAUGUCUUACGGUUAUUCGGUCUAUCGUGAUCAUCAGACCAUCUCUAUACAGGAAAUGCCUGAACGCGCUCCGGCCGGGCAGCUUCCCCGAAGCGUAGAUGUGAUUAUGGAUGAUGACCUCGUGGAUCGAGUCAAGCCCGGUGAUCGUAUUCAGUUGGUGGGGCUCUACCGGUCAUUGGGCAAUCGGAAUGCCGGACAAGGCAGCUCGACCUUCCGGACCUUGCUUAUCGCAAAUAACUCAUUGGCCCCAAGCAUCUAUGGUCAUGACCAUAUCAAGAGGGCCAUCUUGUUGAUGCUGUUGGGAGGGAUGGAAAAGAACCUGGAUAACGGGACUCAUUUGAGAGGUGACAUUAAUAUUCUCAUGGUUGGUGAUCCCUCGACUGCAAAAUCCCAGCUUCUUCGAUUCGUGCUCAACACUGCACCCUUGGCAAUUGCAACUACUGGUCGUGGGUCUUCCGGUGUAGGUUUGACUGCAGCAGUGUCUUCAGAUAAAGAGACGGGCGAGAGGCGGUUGGAAGCUGGUGCUAUGGUUCUUGCCGAUCGUGGUGUUGUCUGUAUCGACGAGUUUGACAAGAUGAGUGAUAUCGACAGAGUGGCUAUUCACGAAGUUAUGGAGCAGCAAACGGUUACGAUUGCCAAAGCUGGUAUUCAUACCUCGCUUAAUGCCAGAUGCAGUGUCAUUGCCGCGGCAAAUCCGAUAUAUGGCCAAUAUGAUCCUCACAAGGACCCUCAUCGUAACAUUGCUUUACCGGAUUCCCUGCUAUCCCGUUUCGAUCUGUUGUUUGUUGUCACGGAUGACAUUGAGGAUUUCAGGGAUCGUCAGGUAUCCGAGCACGUUUUGAGGAUGCACAGGUACCGUAGACCGGGGACCGAGGAAGGAGCCCCUAUCAGGGAAAAUCCCGGUCAGAUGCUAGGCAAGUAUAUUCAAUACGCUAAGACUCGUAUAAAGCCUGUUUUGUCAAAGGGUGCUGCAGACAUCAUUGUGGCUACCUAUUCUGCUCUAAGGAACGACGAGCUUGAGGGAAGUCAGAGAAGGACGUCUCCCAUGACUGCUCGUACCCUGGAAACCUUGAUCCGUUUGGCGACUGCCCAUGCAAAGGCAAGGCUUUCGAAUCGUGUAGAGGAGAGGGAUGCUAUUGCGGCAGAGGAAAUUUUGAGGUUCGCCUUGUUUAAGGAAAUUGUUCAAGACGAACGCAAGAAGAGGAGAAGGGUUGGGAGCGCAGAGAUGGAUGUUGACUCGAGUGAUGACGAUGACGACGAUGAAGAGGAGGAAUCCCAGCCAAGGACCCGUGGGUCUUCCCGUCGUGCCCGAGCAUCGGCCAGAAACAAGAGUCAGACCGCCAAUGGCGGCGCGGAUGAUCACGAGAUGGAUGCAGCAGUGGAUGACGACGACGACGACGACUUGUACUCCGCCCCGACUUCCUCAAGGCACACGCGGAGGUCAGGCCGGAGUGCGGUCACUCAGGACGAAUCUCAAAACUCCUGGGCAUCUUCCCACCGUGCCUCUUCAGUUUUGCAAUCGCAAACCGAGUCAGGCCAAGCUUCUAGCUCCGCCGGGCCGUCGGCUGCCGCAGAAUCACAGUCUGAGGCUAUAUCGCCCGCAAGGGUACUGGUAUUCCAGAGAGCGCUCGCUGGGCUGCUCAAUGCGCCUGUAUUCCAGGACGACGCUGCUGAAGUUGGGCCCUUACUUGUUGAGAUUAACAACAGCAUAGGCCAGGAGCAGAGGUUCUCAAGAGGGGAAGCCGAGGCUGCUCUCGAGAAGAUGAACGACGGGAACAAAAUAAUGUUCACUGGUGGAGAUAUUGUAUACAAACUAUAGUAGGAUGGAGUGUGCUCGGGUAUCGUACCCCUUAGGCGUUGGUUAUUAUGGUUCCGCUCGGCUUAGUUACCCCGACCCGGUUGCUUAUGAGGUUUUUUUUUUUUUCACACUCCGAAAGUAAAAAUUCCAAAUGCCUUU
Molecule: messenger RNA, 2457 nt
Organism: Tuber melanosporum (Perigord truffle)
Lineage: Eukaryota; Fungi; Ascomycota; Pezizomycetes; Pezizales; Tuberaceae
Exons: 10
Coding region: 1-2319 (772 amino acids)
Biological process (GO): mitotic DNA replication initiation; DNA replication; DNA strand elongation involved in DNA replication
Cellular component (GO): nucleus; MCM complex
Molecular function (GO): single-stranded DNA helicase activity; ATP binding; single-stranded DNA binding
Source: RefSeq, a predicted model, not a curated record